AUAUAUAGUAUGUAGAACAUCAAAUGAAACCAGUAGUGAGGAGAAACAGCAGCUUUCCUGAAUUGGAGACUACAUUGUGAUCUAAGUUCUAAGAGAUGCAGCUGACUUCAGCUCAACCCUGCUCCUCGGUGAUGUGUCUGUUGCUGCUGUUGGCAAAUCUGCUCCUUUGGGAGAAUGUGUCCUCCACACCAGAUGUCUUGUCCACUAAAGACCUGUAUGAUCAUGUGGUUGAACAGUCUCAUACCAACUAUGACAUGUCUGCAUACAUAUACCACGAAUUUAAUGUAAAAUUUGCUAAAGCAAGUUGGUUAAACGACAAGGCACCCAUGGAGUGCCACACUGCAUCCAUCACGACUCCAGAGAAUUUUAUGCAAAUCCGUGAAACAAAAACAGAAGACCUUCUGAAAGCAGUCAUAGCAAUUUCUCGUGCCUGGGACUAUCCUCUGAUACACCUGAUACUUGCCACGGCUGCUCUCCCGACAGAGUCUAAUGAAAUGAUGCAAAGAAUCAAUGAUGUGAAGCACGGAAUUAUAGAACUUUUGAAGGGACUUGAGAUUCUACUGAGCAGGACCCAGCCUGGAGCUGUAGAAAAUUUUCCUCCUCACUGGUCAGGACUGAGAGAACUUCAGUCGUCUGAUGAAGACACUCACCUUUUUGUUAUGUAUAACCUCUGCCGUUGCCUGAAAAAGGACACACAAAAGGUUGAAAGUUACCUCAAGGUCCUGAAGGCCCGAGUCAUCUUUAAGGAGAACUAUUAAUCAGAGAAACUUCCUCCUGCACCAGAUGAGAAAAAAAAAUUCCAAAGUUCCACAGCCAUAUAUUAUGCAGAGACUGGGAGUCCUUGGAGAACUCAGCCCUAAAUGCGAUGUUUCUAUCAAAUCCCUCUCCUCGAGUUCAGGGAAUCCUGCAUUAGAAGAGGCAAAAGAGUGCGAGAACCACAGGGGAUGGAGAACCCUAAGAAAACUAGGCUCUCUGCGUCAAUAGGAGAAAAGCUCACCUGAACUCAGAGACUGAGGCAGCAUGCACAGGGCUUAUACGUCUGCACCAGAUCCUCUGCAUUUACAUUGCAGUUUCCAUUGUAUUGUUCUUCUGGGGCUCCUGCGUGUGGGAAUGAGUGGGUCUCUGAUCCUUUUGCCCUCUCUUGGGUCCUUUUCUUUUCAUUGGUCUGCAUUUUAUUUUGUUACAUUAAAAAACCUAAAUGAAUAAAUAAAUGAAACCCUGU
Alexandromys fortis (reed vole) is the source of this 1222-nucleotide messenger RNA. Its product is annotated as prolactin-3D4-like. Bases 96 to 758 code for a protein of 220 amino acids. Gene Ontology annotation, biological process: positive regulation of lactation; response to nutrient levels; positive regulation of cell population proliferation. The transcript has 5 exons. Gene Ontology annotation, cellular component: extracellular region. NCBI's taxonomy places the organism in Eukaryota, Metazoa, Chordata, Mammalia, Rodentia, Cricetidae. Gene Ontology annotation, molecular function: hormone activity; prolactin receptor binding. The record is from RefSeq and is a predicted model, not a curated record.